AAAAUACAAACCCUCUUCAAGAAAAUGGCGGAAGUCGUAGAGCUGCACAAACUCAAGUUGGCGGAGCUGAAGCAAGAAUGCACUGCUCGUGGACUGGAUGCCAAAGGAAAUAAAAGUGAUCUGAUUUCCCGACUGCAAGCUUACCUGGAAGAACAUGAAGAAGAAGUAAAUGAAGAGGAGGUUCUGGGAGGGUUUGGCGAGGAGACCUUUGCCAAAGAAGAGAGCACUGACAAGAAGGAAGAGUUAUCUCCAACUGAAAUGGAGCCUGAGAAAAAGCUGGUCAAGUUGAACCCUCCUGUGGUAGCGGAUGAGAGGCUUCAGAAGAGAGCGGAGCGCUUCAAUGUUCCUCUGACUGGAGACAACAAAAAGGCAGCACGAGCAGCAAGGUUUGGAGUAACAGCACCUGAAUCUUCCAAAGGAGCUUCAACGAAAACAAAUGUUGACGUUGAGGUAUUAAAGAAGAGAGCAGAACGUUUUGGCAUGAAUGUGUCCUCCGUUUCCAAAAAAGUUGAGGAUGAUGAGAAGCUUAAGAAGAGGAAGGAGAGAUUUGGCAUUGUCACAAGUGCAUCGUCUUCUGGAGGAGGAGAUGAUUCAGAGGCAAAGAAGCGGAAACGUGCCGAGCGGUUUGGAAAUGUAUAAAUAAACGGAUCAAUUUUUAUACCUUUUUCAUUUUUUAAUGCGGUGUUCUUUUUGUGAUAAACCUGUAAUCCCUGUAGUGCCAUGGUUUUGUUUAUUACACUAUUUACAUUAAAUUUACCCAAGUUCAUUA
Danio rerio (zebrafish) is the source of this 769-nucleotide messenger RNA. It is a transcript of the gene sarnp, whose product is annotated as SAP domain containing ribonucleoprotein. The record is from RefSeq and is marked provisional. Gene Ontology annotation, cellular component: nuclear speck; nucleus. NCBI's taxonomy places the organism in Eukaryota, Metazoa, Chordata, Actinopteri, Cypriniformes, Danionidae.